Messenger RNA from Lineus longissimus, 660 nucleotides. Its product is annotated as piggyBac transposable element-derived protein 4-like. The transcript has a single exon. Lineage: Eukaryota; Metazoa; Nemertea; Pilidiophora; Heteronemertea; Lineidae. The record is from RefSeq and is a predicted model, not a curated record. The coding region runs from base 1 to 660 and encodes 219 amino acids.
AUGUUAUGGAAAGGGAGACUUUCCUGGAAACAGUAUAUUCCUUCCAAGCGUGCCCGUUACGAAAUCAAGUCUUUUGAGAUAUGUGAAUCCUCUUCUGGUUAUAUUUGGGACUUCUUUGUGUACACUGGGAAGGACACAGAAUACAGGCAGGAGUACAGGCAGAUGGACUCCAUGGGUGCUAAAGUGGUCCUUACUCUGGCACACAAUCUUCUUGGCAAGGGGUACACGGUGAACAUGGACAACUUUUUUAGCGCCCCUCAGCUGUAUGAUAAACUUUGUGAGAGCAACACUGAUGCUGUUGGCACACUCAGGGCUAAUAGAAAGGAAGUACCCAAGCAACUGACUGGAAAGAGACUGAAAAAGGGGGAAAUCGCUGCACUGUACUGUGGUAAGCUGAUGGCCCUAAAGUGGAAGGAUAAGAAGGACGUGCACAUGUUGAGUACCUAUCAUGAUGCCAGGACUGUAGAGAUCCCUGCCAGAAGGGCACAGGAGGCUAAAGUCAAGCCUAAGGUCUGUUGUGAUUACAAUAACACCAUGGGUGGAGUGGACUUGAUUGAUGCAUACUUGCAUGCCUACCCUUCAGCUAGAAAGCGCUUGAAGAAAUAUUACAAAAAGCAGUUCAGACAUCUUCUUGACAUGGCGGCCCUCAACAUUCCAUAA